Molecule: messenger RNA, 2439 nt
Organism: Sardina pilchardus (European sardine)
Lineage: Eukaryota; Metazoa; Chordata; Actinopteri; Clupeiformes; Clupeidae
Gene: orc3
Product: origin recognition complex, subunit 3
Exons: 20
Coding region: 123-2285 (720 amino acids)
Biological process (GO): DNA replication; DNA replication initiation
Cellular component (GO): nuclear pre-replicative complex; DNA replication preinitiation complex; nuclear origin of replication recognition complex
Molecular function (GO): DNA replication origin binding
Source: RefSeq, a predicted model, not a curated record
GCCAACCCAUCGAAGUUGAGCUAUUCAGCUUGUUGCAGUAAAGUAUUCGGCCUACUUUUGUGAGAUAAAGAACAAAGAUAUUUUGGAUACUAUCCAACUAACGGACAUAGGCUACGCAAGACAUGGCCACAUCAUCUGUGUCAAAGGGAUGUUUUGUUUUCAAGCCAAGUUCUAAAAAGAAGAAGAAGAUUUCUGGUGUAGAAGACUAUUUCAUUGAAGGUAGUGAUGACGGAGAAAAAGCAAAAGUGCGGUUUGGCAUCUGUCAGAGGCUUUUGGACAUGACGAAAUCUGAGACUGAGAUGCUGCAAGAUGAGUUAAACAAGAACAUCUUGGAUAGCCUGCUUGAGUUCAUUAAAAAGUGUGCCUCAAACUUUCAGUCACAACUGAAUGACUGGGCCUCUGCUAUGAGGGCCAGUGAGAUCCCCACAGCUGCCUUGGUGCUAGGGGUGAACGUACCUGAUCAUGACAUGACAUUCCAAAGCCUUUCAGAUCUCUUGAAGCAGUCUGUGACUCCGUUUGUGGUCUCUGUGCAAGCCAACGAGUGUGCAGCUCUAAAGCACCUGAUGCAGAAGGUCCUGGAGAGACUCAUGGGAGUGGAUGUCACCAUGGAUGAUGAUGAGGACCAUGGAGGUCAGCGCAGUGCUCCUGUCCACCAGAAGAGGGUGCACUGCUCCCUCAGUUCACUCUGCGAUUGGUACAGUUCAGUAACCAAGAAAUUUGCUGUUACAUCUCCAGGCAAAAAACGUACUUCCUCAGCCAAAGACAUGCUAUCUAAGCCACCCAUAGUGAUAAUUUUCAAAGACCUGGAAGCUUUCAGCCCUCGGGUGCUACAAGACUUCAUUGUGAUCUGCAGUCGCUACAUCCAGAAGCUUCCUUUAAUGUUCAUCUUUGGCAUCGCCACGUCUCCCAGCACCAUCCAGCACAUGCUGCCCCACUCUGUGUCCUCUCUGCUCUGCAUUGAGCUCUUUCAGUCUCUGUCCUGCACACAACACCUGGCCACGGUCAUUGACAAGCUUGUUCUGAAUCCCCAGUUCCCCUUCAAGCUCACUGGUAAGGUGCUACAGGUGCUAGUGAGCAUUUUUCUCUACCAUGACUUCUCAGUCCGCAACUUCAUUAAGGGCCUUCAGCUGGCCUUGGUUGAGCACUUCCACUCCCAGCCACUCAGCAAGCUGUGCUGCCCCAAAAAGGAGGCAUUGGCCCAUGCCCAGUCACUCAGCCACCAGGAUGUGGAGAGGAUCCAACAGCUGCCAUCCUUUAUGAGGUAUGUGGAAAAUCAGGAGCCACAAAAGCAAGUUGAGUUGCUGACCAAUGAUGAGUGUGUAAAGGAAGUGUGUCAGACUUUGCUGAAAGCUCUCAGGAAGUAUCACAAGAACUACUACCCCAUCGUCAGAUGUCUUCAUACUUUGACAUCCUCUUUACCCAAAUACCCCUUGGGAAAACAGAUCAGAGAGCUACACAUAUCCUGUUUGGAGAAGAAUAUUUGGGAGACUGAAGAAUACAACUCUGCAAUGCAGCUACUUAAAAUGAUGGCCAAAGAUGAGCUUGUUGCCGUUUUGCAGAAGUGUGAGGUCAUUCUGAGUUCGAGCAAGUCAAAGAAAAUGAAGGCUGCACUUGGACAGUUUCAGAACUACUUAGCAAAGUUCGAUCAACUUGACAAGCUGUCGGCAGAGGAGCUAAUCCAAGAGGCUGUUUCACCAGAAAAGGAUCUUCAUAAAAAAACAGACCUUUUCCAGCUUCAGAAGACUCUUCUAGAGAUGAAGGAAUCGAGAAGAACCAAGAAGAUGACUCCUUUUGAGGUCCUCCGAAAUCAAAUUCUGGAAUUUAUUGACAGUCUUGUAAGAGUGCACCUGGUUCCACCUGAGACACAGCCGUUGAAUGAGGUUUGCUAUUAUGGUUCCUCUGGGGUCCUACGGAGGCAUCUCAAUGCUACCCCUCGUACCUCUAUUCAGACUGCCCUCAGUCAUCCCUACUACUACCUACAGCAUGAAGGUCUGAAGACGGAGAGUGGGGCAGUCUCAAAUGCAGCUCCAGACAUCUGCAUUGUGUACAAACUCCACCUUGAGUGUGGGAGACUAAUUAACCUUUUUGACUGGCUGGAGGCUUACUCCACAGUUGUCAGUGCAGCGGAGGGUAAAGAUCCUGAUUCCAGUGACUAUGGCAAAGUGAAUGAACUAAAGCAUGCUCGAUUCAUCCAAGCAGUGUCAGAACUUGAGUUCUUGGGAUUUGUGAAGUCCACCAAGAUGAAAACUGACCAUGUUGCACGGCUGACUUGGGGAGGCUGCUAAGCUGUUCUAUAGUUCCAUUUUGUCAGAGGACUCAAGGCAAAUAAUGACAAGUGCGGGGUUGAAGUCUGUAUUAAAAAGUUUUAUUGUUUACAUUUCAACUAUGUAAGCAGGAAAAAAUGAACAGGAUAAAGAUCAAAAUAAAUAUGAGAUGGUA